Messenger RNA from Penicillium macrosclerotiorum, 1335 nucleotides. RefSeq names its product TATA-binding protein-associated factor TAF6. Gene Ontology annotation, molecular function: transcription coactivator activity; RNA polymerase II general transcription initiation factor activity; protein heterodimerization activity. Gene Ontology annotation, biological process: RNA polymerase II preinitiation complex assembly; transcription initiation at RNA polymerase II promoter. The coding region runs from base 1 to 1335 and encodes 444 amino acids. Gene Ontology annotation, cellular component: SLIK (SAGA-like) complex; transcription factor TFIID complex; SAGA complex. The record is from RefSeq and is a predicted model, not a curated record. Lineage: Eukaryota; Fungi; Ascomycota; Eurotiomycetes; Eurotiales; Aspergillaceae. The transcript is spliced from 3 exons.
AUGUCUGUCUGGAACCCGGACAACAUCCGCGAUGUUGCGGAAUCUGUUGGAAUCACAAAUCUCAAUCACGAUGUGACUGAAAAUCUCGCCCGCGAUGUCGAAUAUCGAGUUGCGCAAGUGCUGGAGGAGGCGCUGAAGUCGAUGCGCCACGGCAAGCGCACCUUGCUCACCACCCAGGAUAUCUCUCUGGCCCUGCGAAAUCUGGACGUGGAACCUCUUUAUGGCUAUGAGUCUCUUCGUCCGUUGAAAUUUGGUGAAGCAUCAUUAGGUCCCGGACAACCGCUAUUCUACGUUGAGGACGAAGAGGUUGAUUUUGAAAAGCUUAUCAAUGCGCCUUUGCCAAAGGUUCCUCGGGAGGUUUCGUUCACUGGUCACUGGUUGGCUGUUGAAGGCGUGCAACCAUCUAUUCCGCAGAACCCUACGGCUGCGGACUCUCGUAACCUCGAGCUGGUAUCGAAGGGACCGAAUGCCAAUUCCACCCUGGCAGCGAUGAGUGGUACAGGGGAUGUGUCAGUCAGGCCAUUGGUGAAGCACGUGCUUUCCAAAGAACUCCAACUAUAUUUCGAGAAGGUCUGCAGUGCAUUUCUGGACGAGACAAGCGAGGAUUAUCGAACCUCGGGCUAUGCCAGCCUACGAGAAGAUCCCGGUUUACACCAACUGGUUCCAUACUUCGUCCAGUUCAUUGCUGAGAAGGUUACCCACAGCCUCAAGGAUAUCUUUGUACUCACUCAAGUAAUGCAUAUGGCCGAAGCCCUGGUACAGAACCAAUCACUCUACGUUGAUCCUUAUAUUGCAUCUCUUGUUCCUUCAAUCCUGACCUGCCUGGUCGGCCGCCAGCUAGGUGGAACCGCUGAUCUGGCCGAGCAGUUCGCGCUUCGUGAUCUGGCUGCCUCACUUCUGGGUCUAAUUGCGAAGAAAUACUCUCAUUCUUCCCACAUGCUCAAACCACGCCUCGUCCGGUCCUGUCUGAAGAGCUUCCUCGAUCCUUCUAAGCCCUUUGGGGCCCAUUAUGGCGCUAUUAUUGGUUUACAAGCCGUCGGCGGUGCGGAGGUCAUCCGUGUGCUUGUUAUCCCCAAUCUUGGCGAGUAUUCAAAGAUUCUGAGUGAUGGUAUUGAGGAUAUCGCUCGUCGGCCUGCCGCAGAACGUGUGCUGGAUGCACUUAUGGCUGUCUUGAGGUCCCUCCGUGAUAGCCAAUCGUCUUUGACCAACGGUCACCCUGCCGCCGUUUCCGACGAUCUCCGUAGCCAGUUAGCUGAGAAGGUCGGAGAUCUUCUUGCCAAUCGGAUCGCGGAUAAUAAAGAGGUGCAGCUUGCUCGUCUGAUCCUGGAUGCUUGA